GUUUUAACUGAAAUCGAACUAUUUUAUAUGUUACCAUAUCAAAGAAGAAAAUAUAAUUGGUUUCCAAAUACUAUUUUUUAUGAAGUACAUAUACAUAAACUACGUGAUCUGAUUAGAGAUAUUGAAAAUGAGAAGUGGACAACUUUAGAAAAGCCUUAUAUUUCUUCUUUACUUUCCAAAAUUAUUCGUCAAGAAGAUAAAUUUAAAACCGGAAUUAGUAAAAUUGCUGAAAGCAAUCAAAUUACUGAAAUUAGUCAAAUUAAAAAAGAGUUAGAAGAUUUAACUAGCAUUAAAAAGGAGUUAGAAGAUCUAAAUAUUUUUAAAAAAGGGUUAGAAGAUUUAACUAGCAUUAAAAAAGGAUUAGAAGAUUUAACUAGCUUAUUUGACAAUUUCAAAAAUGAAGUUAUAACUAAACUAAAUAAGUCUGAAUUAAGUUAA
Racocetra persica is the source of this 438-nucleotide messenger RNA. The record is from the annotation of a GenBank genome assembly. Lineage: Eukaryota; Fungi; Glomeromycota; Glomeromycetes; Diversisporales; Gigasporaceae.